Molecule: messenger RNA, 1433 nt
Organism: Drosophila mauritiana
Lineage: Eukaryota; Metazoa; Arthropoda; Insecta; Diptera; Drosophilidae
Product: zinc carboxypeptidase
Exons: 5
Coding region: 36-1304 (422 amino acids)
Biological process (GO): proteolysis
Molecular function (GO): zinc ion binding; metallocarboxypeptidase activity
Source: RefSeq, a predicted model, not a curated record
GAACGCUGCAACGUUCAAGACACCCAACCUCUGAAAUGAAACUACCAAUCCUUCUGAUAGCCCUUGUGGCCAUGGUGGCGGCCAAGUCCGCACCUGGUCGCAUGGCCGCGCGCUACGACCACUUCCGUAUCUAUCAGCUGACCAUUGAGACGAACUUGCAGAUGGAGGAGCUCAAGAAGAUUCACGAGCACAUCUCUGUGCACUUCCUCAACGAACUGGGUGCUGUUGGAAACAAAUACAAUGUGAUCGUAGGUCCCUUGUUCCACAGAGCCCUCGAGAAGACCCUUAAAUUCCUCGAAAUUGUUUACGAAGUGAUUGUCGAUGAUCUGCAGAAAUUGAUAGAUGAAUCCUCUGUUGGCGACGAUUCCCAGAUGGAGUGGGAGACCUACCACACCCUGGACACCAUUUACGAUUGGAUCGAUCAGGAGUGUGCUGCCCACGAUUUCCUGGAGUGCAAGGUUAUUGGACAGUCCUACGAGGGUCGCGACAUCAAGAGCAUUAGGUUGUCGAAGCGUUCGGGCAACAAGGCCAUCUUCCUGGAGGGCAACAUCCAUGCCAUGGAGUGGAUCUCGUCGGCCACCGUCACCUUCCUGCUCAACCAGUUGAUCAACUCCGAGGAUCCGGAAAUGCAGCGUUUGAGCGAGGAGUACGAUUGGAUUGUGGUGCCCAUGGUGAACCCGGAUGGCUUCGUUUACACCCACGAGGUGGAGCGUUUGUGGCGCAAGAACCGUCGUCCCAACGGAUACCGCAACGAAUCUGGAGAUUGCUACGGCAUCGACAUGAACCGCAACUUUGACUACCACUGGGGAGGUGCCGGCUGGAACAUCGAUGAGCCCUGCGAUCACUGGUUCGGUGGUGAGAAGCCCAACACCGAGGUGGAGAUCAUCUCGCUGCAGAACUUUGUGAGCUCCUUUGAGGAUGGCUACAUUCGGUCCUACAUGGCCUACCACGCCUACGGACAGUAUGUCCUCCUGCCCUACGGACACUCCAACACCGAAUUCCCGCCCAACUACGAGCAGAUGAAGCGCAUUGCCGCUGCAUUCUCCGAUGCAGCCGCUGAUGUCUAUGGUUCCACCUUCACCUAUGGAGCUAGUGGUCUGCUUAACUAUGUCGUUUCGGGAGCUGCCAAGGAUUGGGCCUAUGGCGUGAAGAAAAUCCCAUUCACCUGCACCGUGGAACUGCGUGACAAGGGCACCUUCGGAUUCUUCCUGCCCUCCAACCAGAUCACCGAGGUGGGUCUCGAGGUCACCGCUGGUCUUAAGGCUCUGGUCAACAAGGCUGCCGAGGAGGGCAUUUUCGACUAGAGCUUGGUCUGUACCAACUUGGGCGCAGAUGUUGUGAAAAAUAAAUAAAUCAUUUUAUAAUUAUAAUGUGAACAUUCAAAUUUUCUUGAAAAUGAUUUUAUUAAUUAACAGUGCAGAUUAGCUAAAUGC